AUGACAACACUACAAAUCACUUGCAAGAAUGUGGACGCUGCCAUACCUCUACAACAAGCACCAAGAUUGAUUUGGGUCCAAUUGUUACUGGCCCCUCCAAUUUUGCUUGUUCCUGGAUCGGUACAUGGUGUUCCCCACAAGCUAAAGGAGAGGAAAGCCAAACAGGCUUACUACUAUGACAGAGGUGCCAAACAGCUGAACAGAUUGAAACCUGGAGAUGUAGUGUGUGUGAAGCUGAGACCUAACUCAAAGGAGUGGACAAGGGCUGCUGUUGAUAAGGAAGUUGACAUUAGGUCAUAUCAGGUCCGUACAGAAGAUGGUCGUACCUACAGGAGGAACCGAAGACACCUCAGACAGACCAGAGAGCCGUUCCUAAGAGCAAUAUUUGUGGAGUCUUCAACCGACCUUGCACAGCAACAGCAACCAAAAGGAGUAGUCCCCAGUGGCAAUGUUGCUGCUCCGGAAGUACCAACUAGAAAGCCUGCUUCCGAAGUACCACCAACCAGAAAGUCCGUUUCUGAGGUACCAACCAGUUCUUCUGUCAUUCAGCCAGAGUCAACCAGUGUGCGAGCGACUAGAUCCAGUCUCAGUCCCUGCUUCUGGAGUCUCUACCAGUGCGCCAGCAGUGACUGUUACCACCACUAG
Molecule: messenger RNA, 645 nt
Organism: Pocillopora damicornis (cauliflower coral)
Lineage: Eukaryota; Metazoa; Cnidaria; Anthozoa; Scleractinia; Pocilloporidae
Source: RefSeq, a predicted model, not a curated record